GGGAUGGAUCUUGGCAGUGCUGGGGGCCCUGAGGGAGCUGUGAAGAGGAGCACAGACCACCUGGCAUGGGAUUCAGCUGCCUCUGCCCUAUGAAUGAGUUGGAAUGUGUUAGGGGCAGUAAGCAACACAUUCCCUUCUGUAAUUCAAGGACUGGGGCAGAUAAGGGGGUGGUGCCACACUGAUGCCCUGCAGCAAACCCCAGUGCCAUCCAGGUGCCCAGGGAUGGCUGCACAAACUCUCCUGUCCCCCCAGCCAGCAGCGUCUGCAGGGCUAUUGCCUGUAAGUAUGAUUGCCUUCCAGCAGAUGGCAAGCUCUCAUUGGCGAUGCAUUGAGCAGCAGCAGUGCUACUCAGUCCUGAGGUUCAGGAGAGACGCGGGGCUGCAGCUUCAUGCACACCACAGAGGACAGUUUCUCUUUGCUCCCUCUCCUACAUACACAGGUGUCUGCUAGGAUCCCAGCCAGGAACCCGGGUGAGGGCACCCAUAGCAAGGUACAUUCCCAAAUUGCAGUGCCUGAAGCUUCCCCGUGUUCUGACGGAUGGCAGCUGCAGGUUUCUUUGAUCAGAGCUGUAAGCUCUGCCUACCCCUUCUGGAUUGUUGCCCAGAGCUUUCAUGUGUGUGAGGAGUUUCCCUUAGGAUUUCUCCCCAGCUUUUUAUGCUAACCCAGGAGCUUGAUCCUACCCCUUUUAGAUCACUUUGGCAAGCAAGUAAAAGGAGAAGCAGGGAAAAAGCCACUGCCCAGUCUCUUGGGAUGGGAGGGAACCGAGCAGGGGACAGGCACCCAGAGGAGCUCUGUUUUGUAGGGGGAAGCAAUUCCCUUUAUAUGGAGAUGGAGAGACUUUCUUAUCCUUGCUGGUCUGGAGGACCACAGACAGUUCUUCACCCACAGCCAGCAUCAGUGCCAGGAGGGAACAGCCCCUGGGGGAAUGAAUGCAGACAGAGAAGCAAACAAUUAUACUAUUCUGUGUCUGUGAGUCUUCUCUAAUGGGCCUUGAUAUUGUUAUGAUGCUGAGGACACGCUGAAAUUAAAUAACACUGCAUUCAGCUGGCAUCUAUUCCCUUGGAAACACAGGUACAAAUGCAUGUAAGCACUCUCCGGUGACAAUGAAUAUUCAUUAAUGUGACACAGAAGCACACUUGAUUUGAAAAUAAGGACAGUAAUUAAAGAGCUAUUAAGGUUAAAAAGCAAAGGAGUUGCGUUGGGAUCGGGCUGUAACUGAUCCGUGCACAGAAUUGGGCCAGAGUUUCUGGCUCAUUUUACAUGGCUCAUCAUGGGAUGCUGUGGGCUCUGCCCCACCCCCUGCUCUCAGCUGUACAUUGCCUGAACAUUUAGGGUUUGGUCUCCAUCCCACUGUGCUGCUGCUGCUCAUAUCCACUCUUGCGUGUUUCUCCAUUGAGAGGAAAUCAUCCCGUGCCAUUCUAUGGCGUCCCUUCUCAUUCCAUCGCAUUGCAUCACACCUCAUUCCGUAGUAUCCCGUACCAUCUCACCUCUUCCCUUCUGGGAGGCGACUCCGCUCCGCGACACCCGCAGGUGCCGGAGCCGCCCUGGGCGCCGCCCGCCCGCCCCUCCCGGCCUCUCCCUGCCCGCUCCGCCCCUCGGCUCCGUUCAUCUCCCGGCUCGGCGGAGCUCGGCACGGCGCUGCCCCGCUCCCACCAUGCAGGCAGCCGGGCGGCUGCGGGCCGCGGUGCUGAGCGCGGCUUUGCUGGCGCUGUCGGCGCUGGCGCUGCUGCUGCUGCCGGCACUACGGGCGGGCUCGGCGCUGCCGCCGGGUUUGCUGGAGGAGCUGCGGCAGCGGCGGCGCGACCUGCGGCGGCUGGAGGCGGGCGGGAAGGCGGAGGAGGGAGGGCUGAGCUGCGGGGACGUGCGGAGGGCGGCGGGCACCGCGACGGUGCUGGGCUCCGGAUUCACCAAGGUGGUGGUGCGGGCGGCGCUGGAGGGUGGAGGGGCCGUAGCGCUGAAGUCGGUGCACGGAGCGGGCAGGGAGGUGCGGCAGUGCGAGCAGCGGUACGGGGCGCCCGACGGCUGCCGACGGCUGGCCGCGUACAAACUGCUGAAGGAGGUGACGCUGCUCCGGCUCCUGCGGCAUCCCGGCAUCGUACAGCUGCACGGGCAGUGUUAUGACAGCGGCGGGGAGCCCGAAGCCGGGGUUACGGCCGUGCUGGAGCUGGGAGCCCCACUGGAGAUGAUCCAGCUUCUGCAGACGCCCUGGGAAGAGAGAUUCAAAAUUUGCUUGGGCCUUGUGGAGCUGCUGUUUUACUUGGCACACUCCCCCCUGGGUUCAAUAGUCCUCUUGGACUUCCAGCCGAGGCAGUUUGUUAUGGUGGAUGGGAACCUCAAAGUGACAGACAUGGAUGAUGCCAGCACUGAGGAGCUGUCAUGUGAGGAGGAUAAUGACUGCACACUUGACUUCCCCACAAAAAGCUUUCCUCUGCAGUGCUCUUCAGCUGGGAAGUGCGAAGGAAUAAACGAGAAGAGGAAUCUCUUCAAUGCAUAUCGGUAUUUUUUCACCUAUCUUCUGCCACACUCUGCACCACCAGCUCUGCAGCCCUUUUUGAGUGAUAUUUUGAAUGCAACAGGUAACUUACGAUAUGGAAUAAAUGAAACCCUCAGAGCUUUUGAAAAGGUUUUACAUCUGUACAAGUCUGGGCUCUAUCUGCAGAAAAGACCUAUUCUUUUAAAAGACUACAUCUUCCUGAGGGGCUUCCGAACAGAAGAAGCAGAGGCCUACAAGUGCUGGCCUUCCUACAGCCACCUGGGCUGCCUGCUGUCUGUCCACAGCCCCGAGGAGGCCGCUGCCAUUUGUAGCUCCCAGCCACAGUGUCAGAGUUUCAUCAUCACCCAGCAGAGAACAUGGACAGGACGCCCACUCGCCUCAUUUCAGAGCAGCCCAACUGAUUUAAUACCGGAUACUACUGCUGUAGUCUAUAUUAAACGAUCAGCUUCCUUAGGGAGAAGACUUUAAAGACAAUGAGAUCAUAUAAAACAAUCCUGGGAGGAACAAAUCACUGGGGAGAAGUUCAUCUCCUGGAAGGAAUGUCAUUCCUUUUUUACUUGGGUUGUGAUCUCCCUGCCAGCUCAGAUUGAGUCAAAUGCUGCUGUCUCCUUGAUCAAAGCUCCAAUUUCUUGUUGCAGAACGCUCCUUCCCCGCAGCCCCACUAGCUUGUUUAGCUGUUCCCACACUGCUGUUCCGCAUAAGCAAUCUCAGUUUUAGUCAAAUGUGGCCAGGCUCUGCAAUACCUGGCCUUGCUGCUUCAGUAGUCAGCUUUUCAGCCAAAAAAUAGCAAUAGCUGCAGGGACCUGGCUGGAGUAAGCCCAGUUUGCUCAGCAGACUCCAAAUAACUUAGAGAUAACACACGCUGGAGAAUGUAGCGGCUCCUCCUGCAGCUGCCAACAAGGUUUUCACACCACUGCAGAUGGAAGGGCUUCAGGUUGGGGUCCAUAUCCAGAGCUGAAGCUGUGAAUGGCCUUCUGAGAAGGGUCAUGGCUCAGCUCCUUUGUGUCAGAGAAGGGAGGCAGUGUGGAGUUCAGCUCUGGAACCCAGUGUCAGGGUGCUUGGAUGCAGGAUUUGGGUUUGACCAGGUGUGAUUUGCAAUGCCAGAUCCCACGUAUCAACCUUGAAGGUUUUUCUGUUACUUUCUGUGAAAGAGCGAGACGUUCAAAUUAUUUAUGUACAAAGUGUUACUCUGUAUGGUAAAGAAUGACUAUGUUUAUUCUAAGCA
Molecule: messenger RNA, 3719 nt
Organism: Coturnix japonica (Japanese quail)
Lineage: Eukaryota; Metazoa; Chordata; Aves; Galliformes; Phasianidae
Product: extracellular tyrosine-protein kinase PKDCC-like
Biological process (GO): skeletal system development; peptidyl-tyrosine phosphorylation
Cellular component (GO): extracellular region
Molecular function (GO): ATP binding; non-membrane spanning protein tyrosine kinase activity
Source: RefSeq, a predicted model, not a curated record